Clupea harengus (Atlantic herring) is the source of this 8567-nucleotide messenger RNA. RefSeq names its product shisa family member 7 (gene shisa7b). Gene Ontology annotation, cellular component: postsynaptic density; postsynaptic membrane; AMPA glutamate receptor complex. NCBI's taxonomy places the organism in Eukaryota, Metazoa, Chordata, Actinopteri, Clupeiformes, Clupeidae. Gene Ontology annotation, biological process: regulation of short-term neuronal synaptic plasticity; regulation of AMPA receptor activity. The record is from RefSeq and is a predicted model, not a curated record.
ACAGAGAACAGAUGUCUGGAAGUGAAAACUGACACCAGCGCCUCGUCGGUCCCGUGCAGCACCACUGCUUACCACCUAAUGUCGCUUUCAAAAACAUAAUUCAUUUUAUAGCCUAUCUGCACAUUUGGGGAGGUGUGCGCGGACGCAUGUGUGUUGAGCAGCUGGUCUCUGGUGUAAACCAAUGACACCACAAGAUGGAAAUCUGCUCUUGGCAAUAAAAAGCGUCGGCGAUUGGUUGAUAAUUUCUUACAUUUGGACUUAACAAAUGGAAGCGUGCGCAAGCACCCACGGUGUUCAACCAAUGAAUGUAAACGAAGCGGACCUUUGCUAAAGUGAUUCUCCAUGCAUCUCCGCGCGGUUGUGUCUCUAUUAGCUCGGUGGGAGCGCGCGGAACGGUGUUGGCAUCGAUAAGGAAAAUAUCUCUGUGCAGCCGUUUGAAUUUUGAGGAAUCGUUCUUGUCUCCUCCAUCGAGGCUGCUGCUACAGGCUUGUUGACGGCGCAACAUCAGGCAACAUGGUGACUGCCGUUUCCAAAGGCUCUUCAUCAAACUGCCCGUCUGAGUACAACCAGCGCCACGCAGUGAGAAUCGGAGGCUGGUGAAGCUGGAGGCUUGGCUCUGAGCUCUGGUGGUGGUGGUGGAGAGAGAAAGAGGGAGAAGGGGAGAGAGAUCACCAGUGGAGGAAGGGCGGCGGGGGGAUGGGAACAACCUGGCCCCCAGAGAAGAGGCUUCGUUGAGGGACAUGAGGAAAAGCUCAGUCCUGCGAGACCCUCUCUGAAUUGGAGGAGCGGACCUCUGUUUGACUGGACUGACUUGAGUUGAGUCCGCCACUCGGCUCUUUGCUUGCUGUUUUUUUUUUUACUUCCUGACCAAGUGUGAAAUUUGUGCCAAACAGGAGGGAAAAAAAACAGACAAAGAAAAAAAGAGAAGGAGAGAAUAUCAGACUGACCCAGAAAGUCAUUUUUAGUACAAUUUAACCUAUAUGGGAGGAAUUAAAAAAGAAAGAGUGUUGAUACAGAUUUCUACUCGAAAUAUUAACUUCACGACAAAAGACUCUUUUAUUUCAACUUUCUUUCAAAGUUAUUAAGCUUUCCUAGUCCAUUUUGCUUAAGUCACACUUUUGAUGUGCCAUUUUCAAGACAAGUCAUAAAGUUUACAAUUUUGUAAGGCUUGUACUGAUUGCUGCUCUUAGAAGAGCGUUGUUGUGAAAGAUCAGUGCAUUCGAGGUUAAAGUGCUUUACGUCAGGAGCCCUGCAUGGCUGUGUGGAUGGAUUAGCAGUGUACUGGCACAAAUGAGGUAACUGGGAAGGUAAAACAAGCCUCAACAUUGAUGACCAAGAGUGACCUGCUGCUAAUGGCUGUUUAAGUAUUGUGUGUCUUGGGUCUGUCUGUCCUCUGGUCAACGUGCUUCCCCCCUCCCUGAGAACGUCCUGUCCUCAUUUAGGUACCAUUAGCUUGGGAGCGAGAGCCUUCCAGAAGCAUCCGAACCCCAUUUUUUGUCUGUGUGCAAUUGGACAGAUGAAAGCCAUAAUAUAUGAACUUUUCUAAGGCUUAGAUAGAUUGCUUUUUUAUCCCGCGAAAACGCAUCAAAUAUCAUUGCCAGGUGCAUUUAUGUGUUCAGGGAUCCCUGUAAAAAUGCUGAUUUGAGAUGCACAUGUUUUCCAUCUUAAUAUUGCGACAUCUGUCACCACAAUAUUUUUAAAAAGUAGAGGGUAGAUAUUGUUUAGGAAAACUGAGGACUGUGAAAAGUUGUUCCUCUAUCUCAGUGGUCCAUACACAGGUCCAGUUUAGUACUUUGGAGCCCAAGGUUGAAGUUUGUACUGAAAGUGAAAAAAAAACCUUGUGUGCUUUGUGUUGCUUGAGAUAUAUAUCCCAGAGUGACGGAUGAAUCCCAACCCGUUCAUGGGUUUUUUGUGGACAGAACCGUGCUGUCCUGCCAGAGACGGGCCCAAGCCCACUUUCGUCUUGUUCUGCUGGGCCGAGUUGAGUCCAGAACAGAGACACUCGUGUAAGGGGGUCACUCACACAUAGAACCCUAAAUUUCGACGCCCACCUUCCCCCAUGCCUCCAGACACACUCUAAAGUCUGCAGCCCUUUCUUACACUGCUUGUUUUAUUCGUCAAAAAGCACCUCCUCGUUUAGGUUGCUCUAAGCCUUCGUGACAAGUCUUGUGCUGCCCCUUUGAACUGUUUUGAAUUGAACUCACAGCUUUUUGCUUGAUUGCCGACCAAGGCAUAAAUAUUGCUCGUGUCACCUUAUUAUUUGUUUUAUGAAGAAAACUUUCCUACCACAACUUAUAUCCUUUAACCUUAUGAUAGUUGGAAGUUAUUUACUUAUUUGGCGAUUGUGACUCCUUGCAUGCUGUUUGAUUUAUCGAUACUAGUCACACUCCUGCAGAGAUUUGUUUGUUGAUGUUGAUAAUCAACACUGCCAAAUAUUAGUCGAAACAUAAACCCUCUCAAUAUUUGUUUACAAGAUGACAGCAGCCCUCACAGCUGUCAGCAAAAUAGUUUACAACUCAGAGAAGAGCAGAGAAGUCAUUUGAUUUCUAUUUUGACACUUGACAGAAAUGCUUGUAGGUCAGGUGGCUGUGUUGAGAAACUGAAGUGCCAGUUGGUGUGAUUUGACCUGCAACAUGGUUAUGUAGAGGCUACUUGCAGACAAUGUUUUAGAAAGUUUACAACUCUGAGAAAAAUGUUUGCAGCCAACAUUUUUCCUACAAAGAGAAUCAUUUUUUGGGCCAUGAGUAGUUGCAAACCUGAGUUCAGGUUCUGAACAGAAACACCUUUAAUUGUGUUGCCUAUUUCUCUCGUCUUCAGUAGUGAUCCUUUUUUUAAAGUUUACAGUGGUUGCAUAUUUGUUCUGUUUACAGGACAGCGCUGUCCACCUCAAAGACGUCAGAGUUGAAUACAUGCAGAGAGUACCUGUUUACGCUGUAUAUUUCUCUGACCACCUCUACCAUCAGAUCCUUUAUUUGAAUUUGGAUUUCUACUUCUAGUAUCAACGAAAUAAGUGUUCGCUAGUGCACAUUUUAUGUAAGAGACAAAAUAUCCUCUGUGUUUACAUUGCUAACUGCUAACUAUCAGAGAUUUUCAUUAAGGAUGGGAGAAACAUGUUUACACUAAGAUGUGACUAUAUGAUAUGCCAUAAUACAUGCUUUUUGCUUGAAUAUAAAACAGCUUAGAACUCGCAUACUAAAGAGUUUGCAUACUUAUGUAUGCAUAAUUAACUUUGAGGAGAGAUAAAGGCUUUAGAUUGUCAUACUGACAUCCCGUUUUUGUUUUAAGAAGAUAAACUGCCUCAAAGACGUUCCUCCUUGCAUUUCUUUACAAUUCAGCUGCUGUGUUUGUAAAACUAAAGGUUUAAAGGCCUCUGCAUUUCAAAAGUUGUUUCCCCCGUGGACAAUGAGGCCAGCCCUUUCUUCAGCCAUGCCAGCAGCUCUCGCUCUGUUGUGUGCCCUGAUGCUCGGCGUUGCCACGGCAACCGUGACUCUGACCUCAGAGCGUCGCCUGACAGCUAACGGGAGCCCCAUGCUGGUGCUGCUACAGGGCCUCGGCAGCAAGCCCCCUCCCCUCCCUCCAUCCCCUGUCAAUCCUGGCCGGGCCAAGGAGGCAGCCGCCAUGGCGAUGGAGCCUAAGAGUUUGGAGAUCCUUCCCAAGCCCCUCCCGCAGAUCAUGCCCCGCAACCUGACGGAUGCCAUGAAGCCCCCCCUGGCGCCCGCUCAGGUGGCCCCCCCGGAGAAGCUGGUCAACAUGGACAUGUGCCGGGGCUACUAUGACGUCAUGGGCCAAUUAGACGUUACCUUCAACUGCUCCAGGGGCACCUUCAUCUACUGCUGCGGCACCUGCCACUACCGCUUUUGCUGCGAGCACUCGCGCAACCGGCUGGACCAGGACUCCUGUACCAAUUACAACACACCCGACUGGGCCGACACGCACAUCUCUACCACCCCGCCCUCCGGCUGGGGGGCCGGCCCGACCUUCGACCCCGUGCAACAGCAGAGCAACACGGCGUAUGUGAUCGGAGGCGUGCUCUCCUUCACGCUGGCUUUGGCCGUGGGCCUCAAGGUGGCCUUCCACAAGGUGUCCCGGCGGCCACAUAACAGGGAGAUUAACAUGCCCAGGGCUCUGGUGGACAUCCUGCGGCACCAGUCCAGUCCUGUCCAGCAGGGGGAGCGUAACAACAGCACCAGCCUCACCAGUGGCGAAGGCAAGCUUGGGCACCCACCCAAGAAGCUUUACACACCUGCGCUGCCGAGCAAGGACAACCGGCUUGGAAACGUCCAACACAAUUUAGACGUAUCUGGGUCCAGCCCCAAACAUACGGCUACUAUUGAGCGUGCGCCUCGCAUGAACAAAGUCCAGCUGGCCCCCACGGGCACGCUGCUGUCCAGCAAGCACAUCGGGGGCAGGCCGCCCUCUUCCCUCUCGCACUCCUACCACAACCUGGCUCAGCUGCCCCCAUCCUACGACGUGGCCAUGAGGCCCGAGCUAAGCCGUUACAGCUCCCUCAAGAGGCUUGAGAAAGAUCUGGAAGACUACCCGGGCUACUAUACCUCUAAAAGACGGCCUAACAACGCACCCCCAUCCUUUCACUCCUCUCAGCACCAUCUGCACUGGGGAGGCGACAACACCCUAGGAGCCCGAGGCACGCUGCCCCUCCACACCUCCCGCUCCCACAUCCACCUACCGGCCACACCCAACCCAUACCCCCUGCCCCCCUCCCAAUCGGCCUACCAUCCCGGUAUGGAGCCGCUGUCCCAUCCCCCACGCCGAGUCAUGUCCCAAGAUCAGCUGCUGGCGCUGGGGGAGGGCAACACCCUAUCCCGUCUGUCCAAGAACCAGCAGCACCAGUACUACAAAGCCAUGACCACCAGCAAGAGCUCCACCGCCACCACUCUGCGCAGGUCCCACGAGCGCCUCCUGGUGUCACCCGACCGGCUAGAGGAGCGGGCCAGGGCAGAUUUCGGCAUGCCCCCGACCAUGCCGUGCCUCACCAGCCACCAUAAGGCCCAGUCACAGCAGAACGUGUGCGCCACACCCUCCUUGGACCGCCACCACAUGAUCAAGAUGAACUCCCACCCUUCCUCCGGUCGCGAUAUGGAGCGAAGCCACCCUGGAGGGACCAUGGGCUGGGCCGAUAGUGGGCAUAGCUCUGGGGGAGGGGGGGGCACUCUGGGUCACAAUGCCAGGCGGAUGGCCUUCGCCACCAAGCGGCAGAACACCAUCGAACAGCUCCACUAUAUCCCUGUGGUGGGUGGCGGGGGAAGUGCCGGGCAGUCACUCAGAACAGGGAGUAAAAAUGAAGUAACCGUGUGAGAGAGAAAGAGAAAGGCACACAGAGAAUGAGGAUUGAUUUCAGAAUGUUAACUUUUUUCAAAACAAAAGAGGAUGGGCUGUGAAUAUGCUUGACUCAAGUGAGGAAAGGGUGACAGGGAGAGGUGAAGGCUGAAUCGAAUAGAUGAGAAAGGAAAGAGUGCAGCUCUAACUUGUUUGAAGGAUGAGAGUGAUAGAGACAGUCGGAGGGUCAGAGGGCCUCUCUUUGAAAAAAAGAUCAGUGAGGACGAAAGAGAUUCCUUGUCCCACCUUUUCCUCACUACCCACGUUCGGGACCCACCCAAAUAGGAGAAGUUUAUGAAUUUCACUGAGAUAACUAACCCUAGGCCAUAGAUUUUCUCCUUGUAGCCUAUGUAUAAUAAGCAUAUGAAACUACUAUGAAACCUACGAGUUAUGAAGAGGGAUGCAAUGAAGCUCCCAGAUUUGACAAAAUGAUGGUUAUGUAAAAGGAAGUGGAAUAAAUCAUCCAUUUGGUGAUAUCCAUUGUGUUAUUUGUGGAACCCAGUGGUUUUUUGAGUAAAUAAUCAUGACACUGUUGUCUGGCAUAGCAAAAACAUGCAGUUUAAUCUGAAGUUUUGCUUUGUUCCAGAGGAUCCUCUGAAUAUUAACAACAGCGUGAUUCAUAGCCUUUAUGGAAUUGUCUGCCAGCUGAAAAGAUGCAUAAUUGGCUUGCAAUGAGAUGAUGUAAACACUCACCAAGACCCAACAACUUGUAAUCAAUAGCAAAAGCCCUAUGAUACAGGUGCUUUCUUUGAAUAGAUGAAGAAGAGACCGCAAAGUUGAAUUGUUAGUCAGUCCAUUCCUGGCAUGUAACUGAAUAAUGGCAUAAAUGUACCCACGGCAUUUUUCAUCACAGCUCUAACCAAGUUUGUUUAAUACAAAUCACUUGGUAAAAGAAGAAGUCAAUUUUUUAUAGGACUUGAGCUGCCCUUUUCCUGACAAUGUCUAGCACAGUUUUUGCCAGUGCUUUGGUGUUCAAUUUGUGAUUCCAUAUAGCCCUGCUUUAUUAUAAUGGUAGCAUGGAAAUACCAGCUCUCAUUGGAUUAUUCAGAAGUAAGCUCCCCGGGUGGAAAUAUUUAGAGUGCCCUUGUCUGGACAUACAUUAAGGAAUACAGGACCAGAGACAAACACAUAGCAUUCGAGGGGGUGUGCUUUCUGUAGUGUAGUGACUUGUUCAGGGCUUAGCUUGGUGUGUGUUUUCAUUGGAUGUGCAGUGGGGAGGAGAUGCAGUGGGCUUUUCAGAUGCACUGCUGAGCUGGAGUGGCCCUGCGGAGGCUGUGGCUGGUCAUGUCUGAUAUGCCUGAUCUGGUCAGGUGCUGGGGCAUAAAAGCAGAUAUGUCAAAGUCACCAUGUCCUCAACAACAUGAGAACUCUGUGCAGGGGAGGGGCUACGUGUGUAUCUGUGCGUGAGUGUGUUUGUCUGUCUGAUGGACUCUUUUACUCCAAGGGCUACUCUAAAGUCUCUGUAUAUGUGUAUGUCCGUAUACUUCAUGUUAUGCCCUCUAUUUGUUUGCAAUGUCACAAUUUAUGAUGUGUCAUGGUAAAAGGUUAUGUAUUCACCUUUCCAUGAGCCUAUAAAAGAGGGUGAUAAACCAAACAAAUUCUGCAAAGCUUCUUUAUUGUGGUCCUGUGAUUUUGAACUUCAAUUAUAGAGAUACCCUUUCUAUGUUGUGUACAUGCCUGGGAGAGAAACGAGUGUGGUCUCACAUUUUUCUGUAUAUCUGACUCUACAAAUGUUUUUCAUUCAUUUAUCAUUUAUAUUUUGUCAUCAGAUGGCAGGAACUUCCCAGUUAACCUGGAACUGUUUUUAACAAUGUUAUCUGAAGAGUAAAGCCAAUACUGACUGUUUCCUGGCUUUCCACACAAGAAAUAUCUUAGGUUAAGUGUUGGAGUUUAGUGUUUAUUACUGUAUUAGACCAAGUUCUGAAACACAUGGAUUAUAAAUGCUGAUGAUUUAUGUUGAUAGCCUAUACAGUCAUGGUUAUGCUUCCUAUGGAUUCUAGUUCAUUAUUAUUAAUACCAUAAUUCUUGAUUAUCCUGUUUUUUUUUUGUUUUUUUUGUCUGUAGUUUCAUUGGUGUUCCCUACAUUCUGAAUAUUCAGUUUAAGUGGAUUUUAACAUUUGUAUGUUGACUUAAAAAAUGCAGAUGCAGUCUUGAAAAGACAAAACAGCAUGUGAAGAUGUCAAAGACAGUGUUGACAUAGUGCUGACUUAAGAUGUCAUGGUGUGUAUGUGUCCUGUGCGUGCAUCUGUGUUUGUGUGCCUGUGUGUAUUCCUGUGUCUGUUUCAAGAGAGCUGAAUCUCAUCUGAUCUGACAGCUUUGUUGCGGCUUCAGAUAAAUUUGCUUUUUAGGAAAAGUAUGUUAAAAAUAAUUGAUUUCUCUGUUAGGUAGCUUCUUGAUUUCAGGACUCCCAACUUUAUUGAGAAGAAAUGUAUUGACAAGUUUUCACAGGAUAAACCACCCUGUAGUUGUGAGUCAACUGAAACUCGAUGUUUAAACAGUUUUAAUAUGUUUCAGUAGAGGCAAAUGAUAAUGAUAUGACGACCACAUUUUGAGGGAUAAAAAUCGUAUUUAUUGUGAUAUUUACACUUUUUGUGCUAUCCUGCAUUGGAAAAGGUGUACUAGAAAUCCAAUCUCAUUUUACAAUGAGAAGCUAUUUUGAAAUCUUUUUUAAAACAAACAUUUUGGGCAGAAAAGCUGAAAGCAGACAAUGUUUCAGAGUAUGAAGGUCCAGUCAUUUUUAAAGAUAUAAUAAUCUCUUGGGUUUGAAGAGAGAUAGCCUAUUGUUAUUGUGUAGCUAUAUUAAGUUGCUUAUACUGAACCCUGGCUUUGUGUGCCUGUUAAUGUCAGGGAAGUCUAUAAUUGUGUGUAUGUGUGACUGAGUGACUGCAUACUCUAAUGAGUGCCAAAGUUACAUAUUUUGUGAGUGGCUUAGGCUGCCCUCAAAAAGGCCUACCUUGUUUUUUCCCAUGAUGAGUUUGCAGCAUGGCAUUUUGAUAAAGACUGAACUACAAAUCUUUGAAAUUAAGGGCUUAACUGGCCCUGGGAGAGUGAGACGUAUGUAUUAAUCUGCAUACCUCUGAAAUUUGUGUAUUUGUUACAGAAUAAGAUAAUCCCAAUUUCUUUGUUUCGACAAAUUGAAAUAAUUCCAGUUAUCAGUGGUAUCCUACAUUUGUAGAAUAAUGUUAUUAAUGAUAACAACAACAACAAUAAUAAUAAAAAAAAUACAACGA